Molecule: messenger RNA, 7146 nt
Organism: Cyprinodon variegatus (sheepshead minnow)
Lineage: Eukaryota; Metazoa; Chordata; Actinopteri; Cyprinodontiformes; Cyprinodontidae
Gene: bend5
Product: BEN domain containing 5
Exons: 6
Coding region: 110-1459 (449 amino acids)
Biological process (GO): negative regulation of DNA-templated transcription
Molecular function (GO): DNA binding
Source: RefSeq, a predicted model, not a curated record
CGAGCGCAGAAACAAUCCCCCAACCCCCCCAUGAGUAUAUUUUUUUAAUACUUUGUGGGGGAAAAACUGUCAACCAUAUCCAAAGUGCAGGACCAAAGACAUCUAAAUAAUGUAUGCUUUUGUUAGAUUUUUUGAAGACGACAUGUGCUACGCAUUACCCGUUUCAGCCAUCGAAGAUUUCAGACCUCUGCAAAGAACUGAUUUUGAUCAUCAGAAGGUGUAUCUGGUUCACAGAGCUGGAGAGAAUGGCUGCGCAGGCCAGCCGUGCGAAGCACAGAUCCUUGCCCUUGCAGAUACAGUAGAUGAAUUUGAAGAUAGUAUUACACAAAAGAAGAUGAAAAUUCCCAAGAUGUCCAUCAGGAAUUCAGGAAAGUCUAUCGAGAAUAAUUUUGGAGAGGAGAGAUUACCACUGAGGCAUAAAAAGGCCCUGUCUCAUGACCAUGGGAAGCCUCUCUCUAACUCCUCUAAGAGCCUUGCAGCAGUAGUGGCUCGCCUUGAGAGAAAUGCAGCCAAUUCCUAUAUGGAAGGUGAGGAGGACUUGGAUGAGGACCGGUUGGCGGAGGAGGGAGAGGAUGCAGAUGAUGAAGAGGAAGAAAUGGAGGCAGAGCAUGGGCAACGUCAUCAUCAUCAGCAGCAACAUUUGGAGGUGGACACGCAUUGUGUGUCAGAGGUCGUGGCGGCCGUUGUUCCAAGGGUUUUGUAUGAGGAGCUGGUUCACAGCUACAGGCAACAGGAGGAGGAGAUGAGGAGACUGCAGCAGGAGCUGGAGAGAACCCGCAGACAGCUGGUGCAGCAGGCCAAGAAGCUAAAAGAAUACGGCAGCUUGCUGACAGAAGUUAAAGAACUGAGAGACUUCAACAGGAGGCUGCAGGAUGUACUCCUCAUGAGACUGGGCAGCGAGCCUAUGCAUGACAAUGGCACUCAGACAAUCAAGGCUGAAGUGGUGGAACCUAUAGUUGAGGCCCAGGAGACAUGCAGGGAAGAAGCAAACACAAGUUCAAGUUACUCGCCUUCACCCAGAACCGUGUACACCUGCAAUGAUGGGAAGGUACAUCUUGGUGGUGGAAUCUGGGUGGAGGAAGAGAAAUGGCACCAGCUUCAGAGGACACAGGGAGACUCCAAGUUCACAAAGAACCUCGCUGUGAUGAUCUGGGGAACUGAAACCCUUAAAAACCGUAGUGUCACAGGAGUUGCCACCAAAAAGAAGAAAGACGCUCUGCCCAAGCCUCCACUGUCACCCAGCAAACUGAAAAUUGUAAGAGAGUGUCUCUACGACAGAGUGUCUCAAGAAACAGCCGACAGCGCUGAGAUCACGCAAAGAUUGUCCAAAGUGAACAAAUAUAUCUGUGAAAAGAUUAUGGACAUCAACAAGUCCAUCAAGAAUGAGGAGCGGCGGGAGUCAAAGCUGCUAAUCAGACAGACGGUCAAGAUGGAGAACUUCACCUAUGAUGGCAUAUAGUGAUCAACUGUCACGUCAGCGCCUUCUGCCCCGCGUGGUCUGCAGCAUAUUUAGGGGACUUGGUACGGGUGGGUUGGGGAAUGGGGUCACUGUUCUAGAAGCGGUCACAUUUCUUUCACACAGGUCCCAUCCCACCUCCCUUUAGGGCCAGCGUCACAUUUAUCAUUUCUUUCAUUGGCUGCCAGACAGCUUUACCCACCAGUACAUAAAAAAGUUGGAUAUGAGCUAGAGUGAGUGUUUUAUAAGCUUUACCAAUGCAUGGGUACAGAAAUGUGUGCAUAUGUGUCAAAAGAGAUUAGAUAUGAUGCUGAUUUAUGUUCUGUGUCAGAACAUCCUUUCCAGUCCUGGAACUUUUAAAAAGUAAGAGGUGAUUCCUGUAGGUAGGUCUUCUGAUGCUGUAUAAUCGACCAUGCUAGCUAAUGUUGGGUCUUAGACUGUUGGUGGUUUGACUGUUGGUACUAAUUGCGUUGAAUGGGACGUCAGGGUCUUGAAUGCACAAGUCUUAAUUAUUAACAGCCAUAUAUGAUGGGUUGCUCCAAGAGAUUAUCUUUGAAUGUGUGCUGUCUGUCAACUCCUUAACACAUCUGCCCAUGAGGGGGCUUAGUGAGGGUUGGAAAGAAUGACUCCAAAUUAUGAGUCAGUUAUGCUUUAGUUGAUGUGUUUUAUGUAUUUAUUUUUUUAGUGAUCUUAUCAACCAUUAAUGUAAGAACCCAUAAAAAGAUGAUACAAAUCCCAAUUUCCUGAGCACUAUAAGUUAUAAAUGAAUAAACAUUGAACUGCAGGUUCUUUGAUAGACAUGAUUGUUUUGAAUCUGAUAUAAAAUGAAGCAAUUAUUAGAUCUAUGUCCCUAGCCUGUAUCUAAUAAAAGAAAAAAGUCAGAUUGAUAGAUUUAAAGACCAAUAGUAGGGGGUCUUAGUCUUGGUGCAUUUAAUGAGUAGGCAGAAAAAUCCGAUUUUUUAGUCUUGGACCAUGGAAAUGCAUAAAAAGUAGUCAGUUCUGUUUCACAGCUAAUGGAAUUGAGCUUCUCUGAUCUAAUUGAAUUAGUCUCAGUCUUAGUCAUUUAAAUAAACUUAACUAUAGAGCUGUUACUGGCAUGUUGAUGCCUUUAAAAAGGCCUAAAAUGGAUUUGGCAAUCUCCUGGGACAUAAUGUAUCUUACAAGAGUACAUUCCUUCCAUAUUUUUAAAAGCUUUAUUAUAUAUCUUUUAUGAAAAGAUAUGUUGAGACAUAAAAAAAAGGUUUGUGCUCACUUUUGUCGAUUACGGUCUUCGUCCUUUUUUCUUUUUUUUCAUUUUAGGAAGCUGUGAUUGUAAAUGUUUUAAGCUGAAGUGAUGAAACUUCAUCUGCACUUUGCUGGGUAAAUGUAAAAUGUGGCCAGGUACUAUUUUAAUGUUUGUUUAAUGGUUUGCCCCAUUCGAUACAUAUAAACGGGACUAGCAUAGAGGUGAAAAUCAGCUCUUUAAGUCCAGCUCAUCUUGCUGUUAAAGCAUUGUUAGUAGUGGGUAAAGCUGUCUGUCGCAAUAUUUUUCUUUCCUCUUCUAAAGGUUGUUUGCCCCUGCUGAACCUCAUCCAAACCCUCUCUUCUUUUAGUCACACCACUGGGGAAAAUAGUAAGGUUGCUCCAGUGACAAUUUCCUCCGAGCUAUGCCAUCAAAAGUUUUAAAAUGCUCUUUCAUCUUUUAAGGGUUAUUUUUUUGUUGUUGUUUUUUUUAUAUAUAUAUAUAGGAUUUCUCUCUACUGUUAUAUUGUUUUGAUCUGAAACGGUUUGUGUGGCUGUCUGCAGGCUGGAACUAAACGCUGCAGAUUGAAAUCUCGACUGUGACCUAGCUGUGGCUAACUGUGAAUCUGCUGUAGAGCUGCCCAUCAAACCUCUCCUUCUUCUCUCUUGUAAUUCCUGGAUGUGUCAGUUUAUAUUUCCCCAUUUUCUUUUGUUUGCUUGACUUGGUUUAUGUCAUACCAGAACUUCAUAGCAGCCUUUCGUUAAGCUAUGUUUCUUGUUCUGAGAUAGCAUUGAAAGAAAUAUGCAUAUUUGUCCAGAAAGUUGGUGACAUAACUGGGUUUGUCAGAUCAGUUUCAAGUUAUGAAUCUGCUAAUUUCCUGCAGUGUUUUCCAUAUUACGGUAUGUGAGUUCCUUUUAUUUCUUAUCCAAGCUCUUUCCUUUUUUUUUUCUUUUUUUUUUGUGUGUUUUUAAUAACUUUUAUGAACUGUUGGCUUUAAGCUACAUACUCAUUAGUUGAGUUUACAAACAGUAAUUUAAUCCACCUCACUCUUAGCCAAAGUUAUCCCACAGGAAUAAGAUGGAGAAAGAGUUUCCUUUACUGUCUUCAGCCUGUAUAUUGCAAUCUCAACACAUGAUAUUUGGUUAACCUUACUUUAAAAUCAUUCAAAAUCUAUAAUCUUAAACCGUUGGGCUCUUAUUUAGAUGCAGUAAUGAUCAAUUCAUAUCUAUUACAUCAAAUGCACUUUAAAUUGUUCUGCAAUUUCUUCUGUUUUAAACAGUUGUUUGUUGCAAUAGUUCUUAUUGAUUAUAGGGCCAUGUUGUCAUUUUAUUUUUUUUCUUCAUGAAGCACCUUAUGAUGUUUUGAUUUAUAUUUUUUUUAUUAUUAAUAUUAGAACAACACAUAGUUAUUUGAAUGCCUCUGACAAGCUAGUCCCAUAAUAAGCUUGGUAAGUUUAAUAUAUAAGACUUAUGUCUGCAGAUUGUUAAAAAGUAACAUAAAGAAACUGGAAUUGACCACUUUAUUAUUGCCUCCCGGACAUUCAUCUGCCACCUUAGCAAACUGGAAAGCAACAAACAGUUCAGUUUAAAAAAAAAAAUGGAAUAACCAGUUUAAAGACUUUACCUCUGAAAAUGUUUAAGAUGACUGGAAAUUCCGUUUUAGUUGAAACCUCUAGAAUUCAAAUGGAGUAUUUUUUUAACAAAUGAGUUUUAACUGUGAGGAUGAAAUGAUAAAGCUGAAAAAAUGUUGGAUGCAGACUGAGGAAUCCGCUGGGGUUGCACAAAGAAAUGGCCAAUGCAAAAGUAUUGGAGCGUCAUGAAUAACAAAAGUCACCUAAAUGUGAUGAUAAUGUCAUUUUUUUUUUCUUUGUAAACCGGUCCCCUUGUUUUUCUUUUUCUUUUUUAAUUCUCUGUACAAAGAUAAAGCCCACAUGUUCGAGCAUGUAUUGCAAUUUGAAAGAAAAAAAAAAAAGCUUUCUGCUGUGCAAAGCCACGUUACUGAAAUUCAGAUGCAUUGUUGUUUAUUGUUUAUCGGGUUGUUAUUCUUUUUUGGUGUUCGAUGCCAAAAGGGUGUGGUGGUGGUGAUGCUUAAAGAGAGCAUUUAUACAGCCAUUACAUCAUCGUGUUGAAAGGCUGGUUUCUUAGAGUGAGACUGAGACCUAUAAUCCCUUAACUAAAACCAUCUUCACUAAAUGAAAGCUGUGCUGUCGCAGAUUUAGCCUAAUCUGCGACUACAGACGGAGCCGAUCUAUCAAGACGGUUGCAGGAGUUUUGGCAGCCAAUUCGUGUAAAUGAAAACUUGGGAUAGUGUGCAAGUCUGGCUCAGUUACACCACACCACAGCAGUAACCAUGGAUGAACCCCGCCGGAUAUGAUCCUCUUCUUGUGCCACUUCGUGAUCCUUACUCUCCUGCUUUAUGGCUUACGCUUUAAAUACCUGUUAAAGUUCCACGGGACAAUGGAGCUUUUUUUUUUCUUACUUUUUCAGUUUGACUGAAACAAGAUGUUGAACAAGGUGGAUACCAUGUAGUUUUCAGAGCCAUUCUAUGUACCAGACGCAUUACUGUUUAAGUCUCAGACACAUUGUAAAAAAAAACAAAACAAAAAAAAGGAGAUGUACAACGUUAGGCAUAUAUUUUUCUUAAAAAUAUCAGUAACUUUGUAUACAAUCCACAAACCUGGUUCUACUUCAUCCAACUUCACCUUCCUACCUCAUUGUUACUCUGGUGUUUGUCCGUUAAUGUAAACUAUAUGUGUGUAUAAUAUAAAGGAAAUUAUAGGAAACGGUAAAACUGACAGCUCUCAACAUGUACAGCAUAUAAAGCACCUCAAUACACAAAAAUCAUUCUUAAGCUAAAUCAGUUUUCUUAUCUGCUUAAAGAUGCUGCUGUAAAGGGGAUUACUGUGUGAGGGGGUUGUCUGAAUAUAUGAAUAUAUAUCUUCGCUCUUUGCUAUAUUGUGCAGUUGAUCAAUUGCUGUGUUCUGUCUCUGUAUUGCAAUCUGAGAUUUUUACUGGUUGACGGUGCUACCAGCAUACGGUUUGAGAGAAAAAAAAAAACUGAUCUACCGGACCUCAAAUGGUGCUGUUUUUCUAUGUUUUUAAUCGUCAUACAGCUCUGUGUUAUUCAGGUGUGUUAACCGCCGCUAUCCCCUCAACUAAUCAAAACCCUGAAGCCAAAAUGUUUUCCGCAAGGCCUGCUAUUACAGAUUUGAAAAUAUAUGCUAUCCAUCCAAAUAUUGUAGAUAAUGAUUAUACUCUGUUUCAGAAGUACCUCAGAAGUUGGUGAUUUUAAAGUGCGUGCAUCUGCUUCUUUUAAUGUGUUUUCAGAAAUAUGCAUUCUUUUACUGCUUAGAUCAGGUUUUCAAAUCAGAUGGUACAUGGUUAAGGGAGCAGUGUGAACUUACGCAGAGCCAUAUUCCAUUUGGGUUGACCUUGCUUUGUAGAUCAGGGUCCAUUUGUAGUCCAGGUUAAUACCACACCCAUAUCAGCAGAUAUUAGGAAUGUGUGAAAUAAAAGGAAUACGGGGCUUUCUUAAACUUGCUUACUCAGUUGAAUCAGUUUAUUUUCCUCUUGGUAUUUUCUGUGUGUCUCUAAAUGCUAUCCUUCAGUUUUAUAUCUGGGUUUUGUUUUCGCAGGAAGUGCAUUGCAUCCUUUCAUAUCCUGUCCCCUAGCCCCUACGCUUCAGUAUUUGUUUUCUGCACCUCUGUGUGAGACACGUUAGUAGGUGUUCUCUUUCUGUCUUCUUAAACCCAACUUUUGUCAUACUGACGCCUCUCUACUGUGAGUAAUGUGUGUUUAGACACAGCAGCUGGUUUUUGAGGAAGCACUUUUAAGCCAUUUUUUGAACUGUUUUUGUAACAGUUAGCUGUGAGCUUUUCUCCGUCUGAAUUGAGCCCAGAGAGUCGUGUUUGUAGAUCCUAUGCAGGUGUAGAAAAACUAACCUGGUAACACGUCACUGUUGGAUGGAGGGAGAACCUCAGAGAUAUAUAGCAGGAGAUAACUGUGUCUGCUCAGCCUUGAGGUUUAGUUAAACAGGACAAUGGCGAUAUGACAAAUCUGUACUUAACUAUUAUUAUGUUUUAAGCUCUUUGAAUUAAACUGAGCUAAAACAGGGCUGCUUGGUAGAAAUGAAUGCAUUGCAGUUAUAGUUGGGGAAAGACAGGGUUUCUACUUCAUGGAUUUUUUAUUUUUUUUUGGUAUAAUGUGAAAAGAUCUCAAGACUAUUGCAGUAAACACUUCCUUUAUCCUUCUGUAGCCUCCCAGUGGCAAACCACAUUUACAGAAAACCUUAGAAGUAUAAACGAUAGAGUGUACAUGUCGUCGCUAAACCAGCCACACCUCUGCUAUGCGAGCAAACUCUUUGACGCUUAGCAUCCUGUUCUGUGUUUUUUCUCUUGCUGCAUUCAGGAACACCUGUUUAAAUGUAUAGAUAAACAGAAAUAAAACAAAACGUUUAUUCUAUCAGCACA